Messenger RNA from Xiphophorus maculatus (southern platyfish), 4721 nucleotides. RefSeq names its product integrin alpha-3-like (gene itga3b). Gene Ontology annotation, cellular component: external side of plasma membrane; integrin complex. NCBI's taxonomy places the organism in Eukaryota, Metazoa, Chordata, Actinopteri, Cyprinodontiformes, Poeciliidae. Gene Ontology annotation, molecular function: integrin binding. The record is from RefSeq and is a predicted model, not a curated record. Bases 125 to 3343 code for a protein of 1072 amino acids. The transcript has 25 exons. Gene Ontology annotation, biological process: cell-matrix adhesion; integrin-mediated signaling pathway; cell-cell adhesion.
UCAGCACUGAUUCAUGAGUUCGGCUGCCGUCGGCUCAGCCUACCUGUUGGUCUGACGUCGGACCCCGGCUGAUCGUGGACCUGAUCGCGGAGUUGGGGGUUAAAACCGACUGAACCCGGAGUGGAUGAGGAACCUAAACAUGUUUCCACGGUUAUUACUUUGGACCGCUCUGGCCGCGUACCGCGGGACGCCGACCUGCGACGGAUUUAACAUAGAUGUGAAGUUUCCUGUGAUUAAACAGGGGAAAACCGACGGGAGCUUCUUUGGAUUGUCGGUGGCUCUGCACAGACAGACGAAGGGCUCCGACAAAUAUCUGCUUCUCGUAGGAGCGCCCAAAGAAAAAGCCGUGCUGCCGAAUGUCAACGAAACGGGCGCCGUGUACGCCUGUCCAAUCAGCGAAGACCCCACAGACUGCACCAGGAUGGAUCUGGUCACAUCAACCGACCCGUCGCAGAUAGUGGAGGGCAUGUGGCUGGGCGUGACGGUGGCCAGCCAGCGGAGCCUGAAGGAGGGACGCGUGCUGGCGUGUGGGCAUCGUUAUGUGAAGAUCAGCUCAGACGACAGGCGGAUGAUCGGAAAAUGCUACGUAAGGAGUAACGAUCUGACGUUUGACAAGUUGGAUGACUGGCAAGAUGAUGGUCAUAACCCCUGUGACUAUUCGAAAGACCACAGAUAUGAGGGAAUGUGCAACCUGGGCAUCUCCGGUUUCAUAAGUCAGACUGAUGUCGUCCUCGGCGCCACGGGAAGCUAUCACUGGACAGGGAAUGUCCAUUUAGCCCAGAGAGAUCCAAACCCAUUGAGCUAUGGGAUGGUUUUUCAGAAAACGAUAGAUGACGUGAAAAAAAAUAACAUCUAUAUAGGUUAUUCAGUUCUGGAGGAGCGAAAACUGCUGAGUCGUGACCAUGACACUGUUGUGACGGGGUCCCCCAGGGAUGAGUCCAAGGGCUCCGUGAGGUUGGGAGAACAGACGCUCAACAGAAUCCAGAUAAUCCACACCAUCCUGGGAGAACAAGUGGGCUCCUACUUCGGGAGCAGCCUGGCUGUCACUGACCUCAACAAUGAUGACUGGAACGACCUGAUCGUUGGGGCUCCGUUUUACUUCGACCGCGGCGCGUUGAGGGGAGGAGCAGUGUACAUUUUCAUGAAUGAGAACGGAUCUUUCCAGAGUACCUGCUCCAUGAUGCUGACCGGUGAAGCCUUCUCCGGGUUCGGCACUGCAGUCGCUGCCAUCGGCGAUGUCAAUCAGGACGGAUUUCAAGACUUUGCAGUAGGAGCUCCUUUUCAUGGAACAGGAUGGCUCUACAUCUGGAUGGGAAGUAAAACUGGAGUCUCCAAGGAGCCCAGUCAGAUAAUUGAGGGGAAGUCAGUGAUCAACGGCAAAUUCCAAACCUUUGGUUACUCCAUAAAUGCAGGCAUGGACACGGACAACAACGGCUACCCGGACAUCUUGGUUGGCUCACUGGAUGACCGCGUAGCUCUUCUAAGAGCUCGCCCUGUCAUUCACCUGACCCUAGACUUCUCUGCUGAGCCCAAGAUAGUGGAUCCUAUGAAUUGUCCUGCAGCUAAUCCAUGCAUCUCAGUGACUGCGUGCCUGUCGUUCACGCUAAGCAACGGAAACAAAGACUUUAACAAAAAUAUCAAUAUUCCUUGCAAAGUUGAAGCCGACACGCUGUACAGUAAAAAACCUCGAGUCCAAUUCCAAAACGGUGUCAAUAAAUUCAUUAUAACUCUGACCCGGCCGUCUUCUAGCCCCGUCUGUCACGUCCUAAAACUAAGUGUUGAGGACCGUGUGAAGGACAAGCUGGAACCGGUGGUCUUUUCCCUCAACGUAACGUUACCGGAGCAGGACGGCAAAGCCAGAAGCACCGAAGAUCUCAUCCCCACUAAAAGUCCAGAGCAGAAACUCACCCAGAAAACUGAGAUAAACUUUCAGAAGGCGUGCGGCUUAGACAACAAAUGCACCAGUAACCUGCAGCUGUCUGCAGAGUUUGCUCACGAUAACGGAACCCUGGUCCCCAGGAAGAAGCUCGUUCAGGUGCUCCAGUUCGACAAGAGCUUGAAAAGAAUAAAGCUGCUGGUGGAGGUUACCAACUUUGACUCGCCUGGAAAGAAGGCGGAGGACGCCCACCUGGCCAUGCUCAACGUCUCCAUCCCCAGCGCAAUACAGUACUCCGGCGUCAGAUCUGACAACCCUGACGUAGAAUGUCGCUUUGAUGUGACAGUCAUGUGUGAGCUGGGGAAUCCACUAAAGGCCAAAGAAAAGGUGUCGCUGCAGCUUUUAUUCGAGACUUCGGGCAUCGAUCUGUACACGACAGCCAUAGAGAUUCGACUGAUGCUAUCAACUCUUAGUGAGCAGAGUGACCUGAGGCCGGCCACGGCAGCCCUGCAGAUUGAAAGUGUCAUUAAACCCUCCUUUUUCCCGAAGAACUUUGUGGAGAAAACUAAAUUUGGAGGGACAGUGAAGGGAGAGUAUGCCAUGCGCAACACCAGUGACGUCGGCAGUCUGGUGGAGUUCACCUUGAAUGUGGAUAUGCUUGACGAGCCUCUGGGAGAUAUGGGGACCCUCGCCGUAGAGUUUGAUUGGCCUCUUGAAGCGCCCAAUGGCAAGUGGCUGCUGUACCUGACAAAGAUUGUUGUUAAAGGAGAAUCGGAAAUGGAUUGCAUCCCAGCCGGAGUGAUCAAUCCGCUUAACCUAACUUUGUCGGUGGGCCGACCCAGGCAGGCCAGGUCCAAACGGCAGACUGACGAAAACGACACGGAAGAAAAGAUUCCUCUCCAAGCCAUUGAGCCGCAGGCGGCAAUCACCCUGCACUCCCCUCGGAAAAGCUACGUUUUGGACUGCUCUGUGGGGACGGCGAGAUGCGUGAAGUUCACCUGUCCUCUGCUCAACAUGUCCAGGACGGCCGAGAUUCGGGUCCGCUCUCGCCUGUGGAACAGCACCAUGUUGGAGGACUAUCCCAACGCUCUGAACGUUCGAGUCAAAGUUCGUGCCACGCUGAAGCUCAUCACGGAUAAACCAACCAUCAAGAUGGACGCUCACGAUCUGCCUCUUGCUGUGGAUAUAGAGCCAGAGGAAAGUGUGGAGAUCCCCUACGAGCUCCCGCUGUGGAUCAUCAUCUCUGCAGCUGUAGCAGGACUUCUGCUUCUAGGAAUCAUCAUCCUUAUCCUGUGGAAGCUUGGGUUCUUCAAGCGAGCCAUCUACUACCGGGUAAUGCCAAAGCACCGUGGCGUAAGAAUUCGCAGAGCUGAACGCUAUCAGUUCGAUCUGGGAUUUCAGCCAGAGGAGCCACAGAAAAAGUACUGGAUGACCAGCUGGACAGAGACGCAGCAUUGCUACUACUGAUGCCUUUGAACCCCUUACUGCCACAGAGAACACUGGGCCUGACUGGGCCUGACCGGGCCUGACUGGGCCUGACUGGGCCUGACCGGGCCUGACUCGGCUGCAAGGACUUCAGUGCAUGGACCUACUGUGGACAGUGCAUUUCCUGUUUUGUUUUUUUGUUGUUGUUUUCAAUUAGUAUUCCAUUUCCUGAACUUUUUCUGUGCAAUAUGCUGAACAUUUGGAGAGAUUGUAAUUUGUUAAGUAUUUUUUUGUUGAAUGCAGUGUUGUACACUGAAAUCCAUGUUGCAUCCAGAGGUAAACUUUUGUUGUGUUUUUAGGUGUUAACUCUGCAUGUAACUUUUCAUCUUUUUUUUAAAUGUUUUUCUUUUUCUUUUCUUUUUUUUGCUCAGUCUCUCAACAUCUCUCCCCUAAAGGAGAUGGGGGGGAAAUGUUUUCUUUUGCGUUACCUUGCAGAGGUAUUGCAUUCACACACAAUACGUUUUUAGUGUAUUUAGAAGUCGGAUCAUGAGGCAUCCUGAAUACUGAAAGUAAUUAUCUAAAGUCUUAUAUCUUCUCUUUUCUUCAGAUUAAUGCAUCAGGUUUCCAUCCUUACUCUAAAACAUAAACAUGACAGAAACUUUCUGUCACGAUGGAAAGAAAAAUAUACAUCCAGACUAUUUGGACUAAUUGUGAGUUAUUUUCACGGCACCUGAUAGUCGUUUUCACCUGCAGCCCUGAUUUUAGAUCAAUUUUCAACCAGUUUUUUACACCAAAGAGUUUAGAACACAUAAACUUGUUUUCACUCAGGAUCUUUAAAGGUGUACUUAUAUAGAAAUUUAAAUUGGGUGUAUUUGCAAAUUUAUUGUGUGGGAACACACAAUCUGACAGAAUGCAAUACUUUUACAAGGUAACACAUAAGAAAAAAACUUCCCUUAUUGUCCCUUAGGAGGCUCCGUACUUUUGCGCAUUGUUGUUGUUUGCUUUUAUAUAACAGGUCUUGAAGGUCUAGAUUUUAUAUUUUGACAACAUCCACUCCGUUAUGAGUUGUUGACUGUCUUUGCUUGAAUGUCAAUGUUGGAAAAGCAUCACAAGGUCUGAUAAUCCUCAGAUGCAGGAUUAUUUUUGUUAUAUUUCUGGUUUUAUAUUGCUUAUAUCACUCACAUUUUAAUUGUCUCUCAUAAUUUCCACACCAGGGUUCACCAAAUCGGCAGAGUACACUUGAUUGUUAAUUUAUUGCACCAUGCUGAGCUAACACAAUAAACAGAUGCUAUGUUGAUAUCUUAAGUAUCUCAAACAGGGAGUCUGAACACUGGAAACUAUUUGAUUGCAAGGGUGUAGAUGACAUUGUACAUAAUAGCGAGUUAAAUUGACUGAAUAAAAGCAUGUUUUUGGCCUUUGC